Molecule: messenger RNA, 864 nt
Organism: Neurospora hispaniola
Lineage: Eukaryota; Fungi; Ascomycota; Sordariomycetes; Sordariales; Sordariaceae
Product: EVE domain-containing protein
Exons: 2
Coding region: 1-864 (287 amino acids)
Cellular component (GO): nucleus
Source: RefSeq, a predicted model, not a curated record
AUGCCGAAAAGGAAAUCCACCCACGGGGAGUCUGAGUCUGAGCAGUCGACGCGUCGACGUUCUUCGCGGUUGAGCAAGGGUGUAGAGCCAACGGAGGAAGUUAUGGCGCCUGUGAAAGAAGAGAAGCCCCAAGCACUUUCUACUGGGAAGAAGGGCGGGAGGAAACCAGCUGCUGUCAAGGAAGAGGAGGAGAAUGAGGAGAAGAAAGUGGAGUCACAACCACCGACCAAACGAUCCCGCACAGCCAAAUCCACCAAACCAACCCCAUCCCCUUCCCAACCCCCAGUGGCAGCCAAGCCUCCCACUACCGCCACCACCACCACCACCACAGGCACCCCAGCCCGACAAUACUGGCUCCUCAAAGCCGAACCCCUCCCCCGUCUUGAAAACGGCCACGACGUCCACUUCUCCAUCGACGACCUUGCCGCCCGCACCUCCCCGGAACCCUGGGACGGCAUCCGCAACUACUCAGCCCGCAACAACCUACGCUCGAUGCGUGUUGGCGACCUUGCCUUUUUCUACCACUCCAACUGUGCCAACCCAGGCAUCGUGGGCGUCAUGGAGAUUGUGCGCGAAGCCGAGGAAGAUUGGACGGCUGUUGACCCAAAGGCUGCUUAUUUUGAUCCAAAGGCUAAAAAGGCCAAGGAGGAGGGCAAGGAGAAUCCGUGGAGUUUGGUGCAUGUGGAAUUUAGGGAGAAGUUUGAGAGGGAAUUGGGACUGAAGGAGUUGAGAGAGUGGGGAAAAGGGGGAGGGCCGUUGGAGGGCAUGGAGUUGUUAAGGCUGGGGAGGUUGAGUGUUAGUCGGGUUGGGGAGGGGGAGUGGGAGUUCUUGAUGGACAAGGCUGGGGGGAGGACGGGGAGGUGA